Messenger RNA from Lathyrus oleraceus (garden pea), 1185 nucleotides. RefSeq names its product glycine-rich protein DOT1. The record is from RefSeq and is a predicted model, not a curated record. Bases 1 to 1185 code for a protein of 394 amino acids. The transcript has a single exon. Lineage: Eukaryota; Viridiplantae; Streptophyta; Magnoliopsida; Fabales; Fabaceae.
AUGUGUAUGGAUGCUAGUGCUUAUAAUGCAAAGUAUUUGCUCUUGGUUUUACUUGUUUGGAGCACUCUUUGUGCUUUGAUGAGUGGUAUUUGUCAUGGGAGGAAUUUAGAUGGAAGUGGUUUUUCUGAUCCUAGUCAUUGGAGUCCUGGUGGGGAUAGUGAUGAUGAUUAUUGUUUGUAUAGAAGUUGGAGGAGAUGUGGGAGUUUCUAUGAGAGAGGUGGUAGAAACUCUAAAAGUGAUGAGGAUGGUGGAGGUGGAGGAGCAGGUAAUGGUGGGGGUUCAGGACAUGGUGAGGGUUACGGUGAAGGUGAAGGAAACAAUGGAGAAGGUGCAAUGGGUGGUGGUGGUGGAGGAGGAGAAGGUAGUGGAAAUGGUGCGGGAUAUGGUCAUGGUAGUGGUUUUGGUGUUGGGGUAGGGUUUGGAAGUGUUGGGAAAGGAGGCGGUGGUGGAGAAGGUGGUGGUUAUGGUAGUGGAGGGGCAGGUCGAGGUAGUGGUUUUGGAAUGGGCGGGGGUAAUGGAGGACGUGGUGGUGGGGGAGGAGGAGGGAGUGGUGGUGGAAGUAGCUAUGGAGGAGGCCAAGGUCAGGGCAGUGGUUUUGGAGCGGGUGGAGGAAUGGGUGACUUAGAAGGAGGAGGAGGUGGAGGAGGCGGCGGUGGUGGUGGUGGAGGAGGUAAUGGAGAAGGAGGGGGACAUGGUCAUGGCAGUGGUUUUGGUAUGGGUGUAGGUGCAGGAACAGUUGGCAUUGGAGGGGGAGGGGGAGGUGGUGGAGGUGGGGGUGAAGGAGGUGGUAAUGGAGGUCAAGGUUACGGUAGUGGUUUUGGUGCAGGUGUGGGUGGUAUAGGAGGAGGAAAGGGUGGUGGAGGUGGAGGUGGAGGUGGAGAAGGUAGCAGUGGAGGGGGAGGUGAAGGUCAUGGAAGCGGUUUUGGGGGAGGUACAGGAGCAGGAGGAGGAGGGGGAGGAGGAGGAGGUGGUGGUGGUGGUGGUGGAGGGUAUGGGCAUGGUAGUGGCUAUGGUGGUGGCAUGAAUACAAGUGGAGGUGAUACCACAAAAAGUGAGGGCAAUAAUCAUGGUGGUAACAAUGGCAUGGGAAUUGGAUUUGGCAUGGGCAUGGGAAUGGGUUUUGGUUUUGGAAUGGGGAGCAAUGGAGUAGAUGUAACUUCUCACGUUGAUCCCAACCAUCCUUAG